This is a messenger RNA of Pocillopora verrucosa, 6279 nucleotides long. RefSeq lists its product as uncharacterized. Lineage: Eukaryota; Metazoa; Cnidaria; Anthozoa; Scleractinia; Pocilloporidae. Gene Ontology annotation, biological process: regulation of DNA-templated transcription. Gene Ontology annotation, molecular function: DNA binding; DNA-binding transcription factor activity. The record is from RefSeq and is a predicted model, not a curated record.
GAGCGAAUUUAAGUCGCGGUUCUGGGAAUUGUCGCGUCAUUUCAUAAUCCUUUUAGACUCGAACUGCCAAGAGAUUUCAAGCAUUUAGGAAGUUUUACAAUUUUCUAAAGGAUUCACAAUGAUGGAAAAAUCCCUGUCAAGUAAGGAGCAGCUUUGUCAUAUCGUGGAUCGUUAAGCGCCGGUCGCUGAAUAUUCAUACAAACAGGUUGUCCAUUACCAAGGAAAAAUCUUUCGAUAUGACUACCGUUUUACCGGCAUGGAAAGUGGAACUGAUAGAAAAGAAGAAGAGAAAGGAACAAGACCAGCGACAGAAGCUCGAACAAGAGAAAUUCCGCAAAACAUCUAUCCCAGAAUGGAAGCGAUCGCUGAUAGAAAAGAAAAAGGAGAGUACCAUCGAUUCUCAGGAAGUUAAGGAACAAGCCUCACAUGUCAAUACUUUGUUUGGCCCACGGAUUGUACGUAAGGCAUCGCAGACCAAUUCAUUGGUCGUAAAUUCAAGCUGUAAGCAAGUUGUCAAGAAUGGAGAAGUAGACAAGACGAGAAAGAUUGUAAAUGAUAUAAACGCGAGCCAGGGUGGUCCUGCAUUGUAUUCAAGCCCCGCCGACACAAAUAGUUGUGUUACCAAAGGUGUCGAGAUUCCGACAGAACUGGAACACAAACCAAACAAACCGGGCACUCGAAUAGAGAUCGAAAGCAACCAGGAAAGUUCACAACGAGCGAAUUUUAUUGCAAACGGAGUGGACUUAAAGGCAACUUUGAAUGAUGAUAACCCUUCCGUUUUAAACCCUAACAACGACAUUAGACACGUCAAGACACCAUCUGUUCUUAGCUAUCGACGAAUGUUCGAACAUUCGAAACCAGAAAUAAACGGCGAAACGAACGUGCCGCGACUCCUUAAAGGCACCGAAAAUAAAGCCCGUGUUCGAAGCGAUAAGAGGACUGUAGAAAGUGCCUUAGGCGCUGCUAAUGGCGAAUCACAUCAAUCUUCCUCACAAUUGCAAAUUUUGACCACAAGUGCCGUGGACAGUGUACAAUCAAUCCCUGAAACUGACAAUUCAUUAAGUUUGCACGUAGAUUCGAUCGAACGAAAAUCAUCUAUUCUAAGACCUUUUGUCGCCCCUAAACCAUACAAAAAUUAUGUCGCUACUCCUCCGUGGCUUAAACACGAUGCAUCGAAAAAUUCUGCGUUCCUGGCUGGCAAGGAAGAGUUACUGGUAGCUAAUGUUAAUGGUGAAGUACCUAAUGCCACAAAGGAUUUGGAAACUUUAGAUCACAAGAAAGAUGUGGUUCUUGAUUCUAAAGGGGAGGAUGAUUUUGAAAAUUUUGAUGGACAGCCACUGCGAGCCAAGUUUAACGAUCACAGUGAUCUGGUCAUACCUCUCAUAGAUUCACAAAGAGAAGAAGCUUUACAAACAUGUGCUCAGAAGACAAUUGUACCACAGGAACAAAGUCUACAGAAAUAUUUACUUGUCAAGAAUACAGACUCAAAAGAGGAAGUGAGAUCCUUUAAGUGCGAUGAAAAUGUUGACAAACAAAAGUACAUUCUGAUGGAAGGGAAAAGUCAACAAGAAUUAAUUUCUUCCAAUAAUGUAGACAAAAAAAUAGCUAGUGCCACUAUAAACAAUGUUUCCAACGUUCCCCAUGAAUCUUCAACUCCCAAAGCAGAUGAUAUUUUAAAUACAAGCUCUAUUGAUUCAUUGCGGAGUAAGUUUGGUGCAGUGGGUGGUUUUCGAAAACGGACCCCAUCUGAAGAAAAUCUCUCUCUGAGAGGUAGUCAGUCUGAACCAUUGAGUGAACAGGGAUGUGUUAUACGUAGGUCUGCAGAGUUAAAGAGACCUGCUCCUCCCAUGAAGAGAUGGUCAGCAGAUGUUUUAAGUUUGAUGUCAAAACCAAUUGAUGAUGAUGAUGAUGAUGAUGGAGAUGUGUCAAAUCUGUCUCCUCGCAGUGACACUAAAUCUGCCCUUUCAUCAGCUAACAGUCAACCCAAGAGACCACCUGCUCCUACAAAGAGAUGGACAGCAGAUGUCAUGAGUGUAGUGUCACCACGGACUGAUGACCGAGCCAUAAAUUCUUCAUCUAUAAGCGACUCUAGCAAGAAGUCUUCACCAAGCAGCAGUCUUGAAAGAGGCAAAUCAUCAUCACUGAUUGAUGUUAGAGAAGAUGCAAGUCAUGAGUGCUUCCAGCAUAAAUCGAAUGUUGCUCAUGGGAUUGAACACCGUGUAAACAAGCUGAUAAGAAGAGCAUCAGUGUCAGACCUGUUGCUUGUUGAUGAUGAAGAAUCAGACUCAACAACUGAAGAUGACCCUAUAAGUGAGGCAUACUUACAUGGCACAUUUGAGAAUGAAAUCACCUCCACCGAUCAUGUAUUUACACCAAAAGAAAAUGAUGAGUUUUUGCCAACCACUGUUCAUUCACCCGACCAAGAUAUCAAACCAGUAUUUGCACGAAAGCGUAGUGUUUCAAGUGACAUUGAGCACAGGGUUACAGAACUUCUUCAUAGGCAGUUAUCACAGCAAUCAGACAAUGAUGAUUCAGAAGAGGACAAGAUCUUAGAAAGUGAUUCAAAAGUGACUGUUGUCAAGGUGGAGGACAGUGUCAAAGAACUGACUCCAGAAUCACUGAAAACUGAGACUGUGCAUUUAGUUGAGACCAAGCCAGUUGCUCCUGCAGACCCUGAGCCUGCUGAGGCUUCAGAGCAGAUCAAGCCAGCUAAGGGGUCUGUUCAUAAGCUGUCAGCAUUGUUUGGUUCCAGUAUUUGGAAACCAAACAAGAAAGACAAGAGUGCACAUGAAGAAAAAUCCAAGAAAAAAGUUAACUAUCUGGACAUGUCACAUGCUCCAGUGAAAACAGGCAAAAAAAGCUCAUCAGAGGAAAAGGUUGAUAGCAAGAAAUCCAGUCUCUUUAACAGGUCUAACAAGACAGAGGCAAAGUCAGUGCAGAAGGAGAAACAGCAGUCAAUUUUUCCUUGGAUGAAAAAGAAUAGCAAGGAUAAAGAGAGUACACCAAGCCAUAAAACAAAAGAGGUUAUGGACAAAAAUCAAAAGAACAAUAGUAGUCACCCAAAGGAUAAUUCUGAAACAGUAUCACUCUCUUCUCAUGGUUUACGACCAGUGGGCAAGACUGGAAAGGUGGAGCAGCGGUUGGUGGGUAAUGUUGUUAUAAUAAGCGAUGCAAGCCAUGACAACACACCUCCAAAGGGUGUUUACCACAAACCAAAAUCAAGUGUUCAGAUUUCUGAGCCACAGAAAGAGGAGAGUUAUAUGGGGAAAGUGAACCAUCCAAAACCAGAGGAGAAAAGAGCUGAAAUUUGUACUUCAGGUGUUGUGACCCAGGAAUGGAAUGGAAAUUUGCAGAGCUCAGAAGUGGAAAAGAGCAUGAGUGAGUCAGUUCCAAUAACAUCAAUUGAUGAGGUGCCAGUAUCUGCCAUUGACAUCCCAGAGUUGCCUCAUGAUAGUGAUGUCACUGUAUCCGUGAUUGAUGUCCCACCUUCUCCAGAUGUCCGUAGUUUCCAAAAUGUUUCCUUUGUGAAUGGUUUCCAAGAGAAAGUGGAACACACUGAUGAUGAUGUUCAUGUUUCAGUGAUUGAUGUGCCAUCACCUGUUAUCAACGAACAGGCAAAUAUCUUCCAGGAUGGGUACUUGGAAACAGAUGAAUUUUCUGAUGGCAGUGACGUGGAUGAUGUGGAAGGAAGCUAUGAUUUUGCCACUGGUGAAGUGACACACCUAGUUAAUGGUGACAUUUCUGAGGAUGAGGAUGAGGAGGAUGGUGAAGAAGAACAGGAGGAGGACAAUGACAAUGAAGAGGAUGUACCUAUAUCUUACAUAGGAGCUGCCCCUCAGUAUCCAGUACCUCAAGUGGUCUUUGACUCAGAGCCAGUCAAGUUAAAGUCAUGUUUAAGUCCAAAGACAGAGAGAAGGAGGGUGAACAAAGUAAGAGUUUCUUUCAAGAGCACUCAUACAGUACAUGACUAUCCUUCUGAAGAAACUGUUGCAUCAGUCUAUGAUGACUAUGAAAGAAAUGGCUCUAGGGAAAUAAAAACCUUGCAAAAUUAUCAACCUCCUGGCCUGGUCAAUAUGGAAAAGCAAAUUGGGCAGAUGGGAGGCCAUUUUCAAGACCCUGUGACAACUCCACAACAGGCUGGUAAAAGCGUUGUCACUGUUAAUGAGAGUCAUUCAGAGAUAAAGUAUGCUGAUGAAGGACAAGGCUUCACAGAUUCUACUGAUUAUGCAAGUGCUCUGUUGUUUUAACUCAUACACAGUGAGAAAAUUUUCAGGAUGUUGGUAAAUUGUGCUCACCCAUGAAAUCCCAUCCACAUUAACAUUAUUCUUCACAUUAACAUUAUUUUUCAAGCUUUAAAAAUUGGACUUCAGGAGCUAAUGUUGAUAAUUUAACUAAUGAGCAUCUUUUCAAAAAUAAGGGGUUGUAGAUAUUAUGUUUGUUACAAGCAUCAAGUCAAUACAGUUAAGGUUAGAUCUUUUUAGGGGUUUUUUUUUUUUGUACACUAUGCACAGGAAAAUUAGAUCAGUUUAGCAGUGCUGUCAAGACUGCAAUUUCAUAGACAAGUUGGAAGAAUUUCAUGGGGUGAUUAUUAGACAAACUAUUGCAAUGAUCAGACAAAUCAAUUAUUGCGAGACAAGUUGCAAAAAAAUUCAACAGCAUUACAAGUGGUUAUGUGUAAUACCAAUAGUUGUAUGUACUUUCAAUGAGUGAAUCCCACAAUAAGCUAGUACUUUCCAGCAUGAAAAUUAUGAUUGAAAUUUUUUUAAGGGCUAUAUUAUUUUGUGAUUAUGAACAUUGACAUGGAAAGAAAUUGACUAUUUUCAACUUAUUAGACAAACCAUUGUAAUGACCAGGCAUAUCAAUUAUUGCACGACAAAUUGCAAAAAAAUUAAAUAGUAUUACAAGUGGUUAUGUGUAAUACCAAUAGUUGUAUGUACUUUCAAUGAGUGAAUCCCACAACGAGCUUGUACUUUCCAGCAUGAAAAUUAUGAUUGAAAUUUCUAUUAGGGGCUAUAUUAUUUUGUGAUUCUGAACAAUGACAUGGAAAGAAAUUGACUAUUUUCAACUUAUGUGAAACUUGUUUAGUUAUACUGAUGGCAAGGUCGCAAAAAAUUUAACUUGAUUUACUGAAGAGUUUUUUCUGAUCGUAGCAAAAUUUUGCAGAUUCUUAUUUUGUAGAAUUUGUUUCCACAGGAACAUAUUUCUGGGGGUUAGGGACAAACCCUGAAAAGCAGAAAAAAAAUAUUUGAUUCAGGCUUUACACACAGUAAAGCAGAUUGAAACAAGUUUUCAUUAAAUGUAUAGUUUUGCAAAGAGUGACAUAGUAAUUUAUUGGAAAGGACUAAUCAAUUACUGCCAGUCCCUGAAAGAACUGUACCAGAGUAUAGCUUUCUUUGAAUUAAGCCCAGCAAUUCACUCUGGGCUGGUCAAUAAUUAAAGAAUUUUAUUUUUAAUUUGUGCAUAGCAAGACAUAGCAACAAUCAUGCAUUUUUAUACGUGGAAUUUUUGGUUGAAAAUAUCACAAAAUUCAGCCAGUGGAAUUAUUUAGCCAUUCAAAAAAGCCCUAUGAGAAAAGGAAAAUUUUUGACAGAAACCUUUUUUAAACCAGUGUCUUUUUUCUUAUUGAGUACUUCUGAUCUUUACAUUCUGCAAUUGUAUUAUGAGGCAUGAGUUUCUAAAAACAGAUGAAAAUCUUAGAAAUUUGAAGAUUAUUCAUAUUCAUCAAUUCAUUGGUAAAUGCUCAACUUGAGUAAGGUUCUCUUCAAGUAUAAGACUGAAAUGAGUCAUUUUUAUCACUUUCCUUGAUAUCAGUUUUUUUAGCAUGAAGUUGCUUGGCUUUUGAAAAAUACAGCCUGCCAAAUGUUUCUUGAUACCAGGUUGAGCUUCAUGAUCCAAGAGGAACACAAUUACAGUGAUGCCUAACAGACCUUACUGUGUUUCUCAGAGUGUAUAUUUUAUUGACAGAUGUUUGAAAUAAAGGCAAAGGGUACCUUUCUUUAAUUAGAAUUUUAAGGGUUGCAGAAUGUAAAGAAAUGAAGUAGAGAGAUUGUUAAUGGUAAGUUUUAAACAAUUUUUUGGAAUAAUGUGUGUGAUGUACAAAGUAAAUGUAAGUAUUGUGCAAUAGAAGAGUGGUGUAAAUAGAAUGGGAUGAAUAUUUCACUCCUGGAACUGUUGCCACAUGAGUUCAAUCCUUUUAAUUUCUAUUAAAUGUAAUUUUUGAGUGAUGUAAAGAACUAUACAAUGGCUAAUAAAAUAACGGUUAACUGUUUUAACUUGAAA